Messenger RNA from Ceutorhynchus assimilis (cabbage seed weevil), 1095 nucleotides. Lineage: Eukaryota; Metazoa; Arthropoda; Insecta; Coleoptera; Curculionidae. The record is from the annotation of a GenBank genome assembly.
AUGAUUUUUACUUGUGAAAGGAGGAAAGUGAGGUUAAAAUUAAAUCAUCCAAAAUAAUUGUAAAAUUUAAUUUUUUUUUCGAAAAUAGAAACAAAUUAAUAAUAGUCCUAGGAUAAGCUUCAAUUCUUAACAAUAGUUAUGGUAAUUGGCGCAUUUCCAGCUGCCAAAUUAGGCGCGUUACUGAUCAAACAAGUCAGCAAACCCAUUGCUACAGUUUUGAAAAAUCAAGCCAAAAGUUCUCCUAUUUUUCGUAAAUAUGUUUGUAUGCCCCCCGCUCAGUUUUAUAACUGGUGUGAGAUAAAGUCGAAAAUGUGGAUUCUAAACUUGGGCAAACCUGUUAAUAUUCCUGUGCUGAAUGAGGCGCAAGCCAUAGAAUUAGGUGCUAACUUAUUGGGUGAAGCUGUUAUUUUUCUUAUAGCUGCUGGGAUAUUGAUUAGCGAAUAUGCCAGGUCAUCAGCAAAAGAGGCUGCCAAAGAAGCAGCCAGACUAGAAGAGGUGAAUACUUUAAAGAGUGAUAUUAGAGAAUUAUAUAUACAAGCCGAAGAAGAACGAGCACAAAUACGAGAGUUGCUGAGGAAAGUUGGUGAUCAGCAUUCUAAAUUAGAUGCAUUAGCCUUCACGCUGGGCUCGAAGAGUAAAAAACAGCCCAUAGAGGAACCAUCCAAUGAACCACCACCAUAUUCUCCUGUAAACGAUGACCCAAACUUCAAUAAAAUGAAUGAGGCACCAGAAAUAUAUCAAUUAAGCACUAGCAUUAAAGAACAACCCUCUUCUAUACUUUUGUUAAGAAGUGUAGAUGAAAUUGCACGAGAGUUUUGGAAUUAUCCCACCAAAACAAGAGAAGAUAGUCUUAUUUUACAAGCAUUAUUUCAUUUAAGUCAAUUAUUCAGGUUUCGAACUUAUUGAAUAUAGCUUUCUCUAGUCAAGAGUUAAAUUUCACCAACUUAUGUUAUGACAGAAACUUAUUUGUACAUAAAUAGUGAUUAAGUAGCAAACAAUUCUAAUUUAUUGCAUCUAUAGUCUAGCGGAUCAGAUCUGAGUUGAAUUUGUGCUUUAAGUUUGGCCAUAUUUUAUUUAGAAUAAAGAACCGAUUAU